Messenger RNA from Arachis ipaensis, 2244 nucleotides. The record is from RefSeq and is a predicted model, not a curated record. Lineage: Eukaryota; Viridiplantae; Streptophyta; Magnoliopsida; Fabales; Fabaceae.
AUUUUCGAAAAUGUCCUCACCGAAAAUAACAACCGAUCCUUCUUUGAAAAUUUUCCCCACCCUCCGGCAGCAGCUGAUGUCUCCUCCCUUCGCCAGUUCUCCCUUUUUCGAUGUCGUCGUCAAUUGAGCCCAAGACCCUAAGGCUGGCUCUCUAAACCCCCAAAAUAAUUUCAGCCUACAGCCAUAAAAUUUUUGUAAGCCUUAACCUUAAUUAAGCCCUCCCAAAAAAAUUAAAACAGGGCUGGCCCUAAAAGCCCCAAAUCUGAUCUCCUCCUCCCUGACCCUGAGAUGCUGAAAGUCUGAAACGGGGAAACCUGCGCGGUGCUCCUCCUCCUCCUCUGCAUUCUACUUUUGCAUUCUGCUCCUCCUACUACGGUGGACGACGCGGUGGCUCCUCCUCCUCCCUGACGCGGUGCUCCUCCUUCUUGAUGCGGUGGACGAAAUCAGUGGCUGCUCCUCCUCCCUGACGCGGAAUCAGAGUUUUCGGAUGCAGUCUUAUGAAUUGGGCUGCUUGCUGAAAUGAAAGGAAAGGGGACUAGUGACACUGUUAGUGUAGUUGAUGGUGAUGGAAACCAGUGUUGCUGGUGGUGGUGGCUGGUUCACAAGGGAACAACAACUACAUUCCUUAUUGUUGGAUUGUUUGCACUUUUGGUUCGCGCCGCAGUGUCCCUCCACCCUUACUCCGGUUUUGCUAACCCUCCGAAAUUUGGGGACUAUGAGGCACAGAGGCAUUGGAUGGAGAUCACCAUCAAUCUCCCAAUUCAAGAAUGGUAUAGAAACAGCACCAGCAAUGAUUUGAGCUACUGGGGCCUUGAUUAUCCACCACUCACCGCUUACCAGAGUUUCAUUCAUGGCCUUUUUCUGAGAUUUGUGCACCCUGAAUCUGUUUCCCUUUUCACCUCCAGAGGUCAUGAGUCUUAUCUCGGAAAACUACUAAUGAGGUGGACAGUGUUAUCAUCUGAUUUGUUGAUACUCUUUCCAGCUGUUCUGUACUUUGUUAUUGUUCGCUAUGGUCAACCUUCAAGGAGUCGUAAAAGUGACAUAGGAUGGCACAUUGCCAUGCUUUUGUUAAACCCCUGUUUGAUCUUAAUUGACCACGGUCACUUUCAGUACAACUGCAUCAGCUUGGGCUUUACCAUUGGAGCUGUUGCUGGUGUCCUCUCUGGGAAGGAUCUUGUAGCAUGUGUUUUGUAUUGUCUAGCUCUAAAUCAUAAGCAGAUGAGUGCAUAUUUUGCCCCUGCUUUUUUCAGCCAUCUCCUGGGUAAAUGCUUGAGGCGUAAACAUCCGCUCCUUGAGGUAUCAAAACUGGGGUUUUAUGUUUUGGGAACCUUUGCAGCUGUGUGGUGGCCUUAUCUGUAUUCAAAGGAUUCCAUUUUGGAGGUCCUCUCACGCCUUGCUCCUUUUGAAAGAGGAAUAUUUGAGGAUUAUGUGGCCAACUUUUGGUGUGCCUCUUCCAUUAUCAUCAAGUGGAAGAGAUUAUUUACGCCAGAGUCACUGAGGCUUCUCAGCUUAAUUGCAACAGUUAUAACUUGCCUUCCUUCAAUGAUUCAACAAAUAAAAUCUCCAAGUAAUCGAGGUUUCCUCUAUGGGCUGCUAAAUUGUUCAUUUGCCUUCUACUUGUUUUCUUUUCAAGUGCAUGAGAAGUCCAUUUUGCUGCCACUUCUUCCUGCAAGCCUGCUGGCUAUGGAAGAGCCUUUUAUUUUUAAGUGGUUCAUGCAAUUUGCCAUGCUCUCCAUGUUCCCUCUGAUAUGUCGCGACGGCUUGGUUGUUCCAUACUUUGCUUUGCUUGCUCUCUUCAUCCUGAUAUUCGACGCACCUGGUCAACAGAGAGUUAAAGAGGGAAAUUAUUUGUAUAAUUAUUUGGGUGCAACAACUGUACGCCUUGUUUUAUUUUGCUAUUUCAUUCUUCACAUAGUUUACUUGACCAUGAAUCCACCUGAGAAGUAUCCAUUCCUUUUUGAAGCAAUAAUUAUGAAUGUGUGCUUCUCUCAGUUUGUGCUUGUAACUCUUGGCUGCAAUAUAAAGCAGUGGGUGUUGAAUAAACCUACCAAAUUAGAAGUAGACAAGAAGUUUAUUUGAUAGAGUUUUUACUUUGGGGGCUAGAUAGAUUGUUUUUGUUGUUAAUUGGUUUAAUAUUAAUUGAAUUGAGAGUUUGGCCGCAUUGACCUCUUCUCUUCUGUAAUGAGUUUAUGAUCUUUUAGGUUUGUUUGUCCCUGCACUUUGUAGUUCAAUGUUUCUGUUUUA